Ilyonectria robusta is the source of this 1371-nucleotide messenger RNA. RefSeq lists its product as uncharacterized. The record is from RefSeq and is a predicted model, not a curated record. Gene Ontology annotation, biological process: guanine catabolic process. Gene Ontology annotation, molecular function: zinc ion binding; guanine deaminase activity. Gene Ontology annotation, cellular component: cytosol. Lineage: Eukaryota; Fungi; Ascomycota; Sordariomycetes; Hypocreales; Nectriaceae. The transcript has a single exon. The coding region runs from base 1 to 1371 and encodes 456 amino acids.
AUGGCGACCACAGAGGACCCCUCAUUCGCCUUCUACGGCACCCUUAUCCACACACCCAGCAUCCAAAGCAUCGAGAUCCUAGAGCAAGCCAUCUUAGUCGUGAGCGCGUCCACCGGCUGCAUUCUCGCCCUGCAAGCCAAUAUCCCCAAGGAUCAAGUCCAGAAGACGCUCACAGCCCUUGGAGUCGCGCCCAGCCGCACCACGCAUCUCCUCCAAGGCCAGUUUCUCAUCCCCGGCUUCGUCGACACCCACAACCAUGCGCCGCAGUGGAUGCAGCGCGGCCUCGGGCAGGGCAUGCACAUUCUCGACUGGCUUUCCGGUGUGACUUUUCCCAACGAGGCGCGCUUCCGCGAUCCUGAGUAUGCGCGCCGUGUUUACGCUGAGAUGGUCGCCGGAAUGCUGCGGCAGGGCGUCACCACGGCGAGUUACUACGGUUCGUUGCACGGCGAGGCAACAUGCAUCUUGGCAGAUACCUGUCUCAAAAAGGGCCAGAGAGCAUUUGUUGGGAAGUGCAAUAUGAACCGGAGCUCGCCUGAUUUCUACCGCGACGCAAGCGUUGAGGAGUCGCUAGCGGAGACGGAGCGAUGUAUCAGUCACAUCCAAACCAUUGAUCCCUCCAACAAGCUCCUCAAAUACGUCAUCACCCCUCGCUUUGCCAUCUCGUGUGAAGCAGAUCUCCUCGCCGGUCUGGGAGAUAUCGCCUCUCGCAACCCAGACCUCCCGAUCCAAACGCACUUCAACGAAGCUCAGCAGGAGGUCAAGGCCACGCUCUCCCUAUUCCCACAGUUCUCUAACGAAGUUGACCUGUAUUCUCACUACAAUCUCCUCAACCCGAGAAGCAUCCUUGCUCACUGCACCAUCAUGACUGAUGCCGAGACGCAGAGCCUGGCUGACCUCGACUGCGGCAUUGCCCACUGCCCGACUUCCAACAUGACCGUCGGCGGCGGGUUCAUGGCCGCACCUGUGCGAGACUUCUUGAAUCGCGGCAUGAAGGUCGGGCUGGGAACCGACUCUGGCGGCGGUUUCUCGUCAUCUAUCCUUGAUUCGAUGCGCCAUGCUCUUAUUGCAUCAUUCUCACGAGAGGCGGCAUCCGAAGGUCGUGAAAAGGGUUUGACGCUGGAGGAAGUGUUUUACCUCUCGACCAUGGGAGGCGCGAGGGUCAUGGGGAUGGAUGACAAGAUUGGAGACUUCAAAGUGGGCAAGGAGUUUGAUGCUGUCGUGGUCGAUAUGAACUCAGCUCGUGGCGGAGUGAAUGCGCCAGUGGAGGAUGACGACGAGCUGAGGACAGUGUUUAACAAGUUCCUGAUGACGGGAGAUGACAGGAACUUGACCCAGGUUUUUGUCAAAGGCCAAAUGGUUCAUUCAUUGUAG